UGAAUAUUCACAAUUCACCAAAACGCAACCUGACUAUGGAUCAGUGAUGUCAGCGCUCCUUGGAGCGCUCUACUGUAUUUUUGCGUGAUUUUGUUGCGCUGUUUUAGCGGUAGCUUGGCGGGGGGAUUCUGGUUAGGAGAGCAUCCUUCGACGUGCAUGACCUUUCCCAGGUCUCCAUCCCAACGUCCGCCCGCACAUCGUUCACAUGUCACGCUAAGGUGACUUUCAGGCAGUUUUUUCCACUUUUGCGCACAAUGUCGGAGCGCCACAAAGAUGCACACAGUGGACGCAGUGGCCAAGCGGACCGCCGAGGCUGUGCGUGAGGACAUAUGCGAGCAGUCAGGUUGCACUCAUCCAUGCGUAAAAGGCUCUACAGUUUGCCACAGCACAUUGGACAGAAAGCAUCCAUAAUGGGCGAAGGGGAAGACGCAGACAAGGACACCCGGAGGAAGAGUAUAAGGAUGAAGCCUCUGCCGUCGCCGACCUCUGGGGUAAGCUGCAAAGGCAUCGGUGAGACCAAAAGUGGGGAGUCUGUGAUCAUGGAGACGGACAUGGGGAGACCACUGAAGACUAGCUCAAAUGGGGACUGCCGGAGAUUUCGAGGCAGCCUCUCGUCCAUCACCAGUCGGCAUAUAUACGACUCAGACUCGGCCGAGGCGAGACGCCUCAUCACCGAGGGGGAUGUCACCCCGAGCGAGGAGAGCCCCCCUGGGGCGAUCGGCGACGAGCAGCCGGAUGAAGGAGCGCAGGGUGCCAGCGGUGGCGCCCAAACCGACCCUCCAGACCAGCAGGCGGGUUUUAUAAAGUUCGAUGGCAUUGAUCAAAUUCUACCGGACGACGCUGGAUUAUAUCAAGCCGGGUUCAUACACAGGCAGCUGGGAGCGAUGCUUCAACCGGGGGUCAACAAGUUCUCCCUGAGGAUGUUUGGAAGUGAGAAAGCGGUCGAACGAGAACAAGAGCGAGUCAAAUCGGCCGGAUUUUGGAUAAUUCACCCAUACAGCGACUUCAGGUUUUACUGGGACUUGACCAUGCUGCUGCUAAUGGUUGGCAACCUCAUCAUCAUCCCCGUGGGCAUCACCUUCUUCAAAGACGAGCACACCCCACCCUGGAUCGUUUUCAACGUGGUCUCAGAUACAUUCUUCCUCAUGGACCUGGUCCUCAAUUUCAGGACAGGCAUAGUCAAAGAAGACAACACAGAGAUCAUCCUGGAUCCCCAGCAGAUCAAAAUCAAGUACUUACGGAGCUGGUUUGUGGUAGAUUUCAUAUCCUCCAUCCCCGUGGACUACAUUUUUCUAAUAGUGGAGACCCGCAUUGACUCGGAUUUCUACAAGACAGCGCGUGCUUUGCGGAUUGUACGCUUUACAAAGAUCCUCAGCUUGCUACGACUCCUGCGACUGUCUCGACUCAUUCGUUACAUCCACCAGUGGGAAGAGAUCUUCCACAUGACYUAUGACCUGGCCAGCGCCAUGGUGCGGAUAGUCAACCUCAUCGGUAUGAUGCUGUUGCUGUGCCACUGGGAUGGCUGCCUGCAGUUCCUGGUGCCCAUGCUGCAGGACUUCCCAGCUGACUGCUGGGUUUCCAAAAAUAAGAUGGUGAAUGACACAUGGGGACAGCAGUAUUCCUAUGCACUCUUCAAAGCUAUGAGCCACAUGUUAUGCAUUGGGUAUGGCAUGUACCCCCCAGUGGGCAUGACAGACGUCUGGCUGACCAUCCUUAGCAUGAUUGUGGGCGCUACUUGUUACGCCAUGUUUGUGGGGCACGCUACUGCACUCAUCCAAUCGCUGGACUCAUCUCGGCGCCAGUACCAGGAGAAGUACAAACAGGUCGAGCAGUACAUGUCCUUCCACAAGCUUCCUGCAGAUAUGAGGCAGAGAAUCCAUGACUACUAUGAGCACCGCUACCAGGGCAAGAUGUUCGACGAGGAGAGCAUCCUGGGGGAGCUCAACGAGCCGCUCCGAGAGGAAAUCAUCAACUUCAACUGUCGAAAGCUGGUAGCUUCGAUGCCUCUGUUUGCUAACGCCGACCCCAACUUUGUCACGUCCAUGCUCACCAAGUUGAGGUUUGAGGUUUUCCAGCCUGGCGAUUACAUCAUCAGAGAGGGAACUAUUGGGAAAAAAAUGUACUUCAUUCAACACGGGGUGGUGAGCGUCCUCACCAAAGGCAACAAAGAGACCAAGCUUUCAGACGGCUCCUACUUCGGGGAGAUUUGUUUGCUGACACGAGGCAGGAGRACAGCCAGUGUACGAGCCGACACRUACUGUCGUUUGUAUUCUCUCUCUGUGGACAACUUCAAUGAGGUUCUUGAAGAGUAUCCUAUGAUGAGAAGAGCCUUUGAGACGGUUGCCCUGGACCGGCUGGACCGAAUUGGGAAGAAAAACUCUAUUCUUCAACACAAGGUGCAACAUGAUCUCAGCUCUGGGGUACUCAACUACCAAGAGAAUGAGAUUAUUCAGCAGAUUGUGCAACAYGACAGGGACAUGGCCCACUGCGCCCACCUCAUGCAAAACGCUCCUCCACAGACACCUCCAUCACCAACCCCUGUCAUCUGGGCGCCUCUAAUCCAGGCACCCCUCCAGGCUGCUGCUGCCACCACCUCAGUAGCCAUUGCACUGACGCAUCAUCCCCAUCUCCCACCAACACUCUUCAGACCCCCAGUCUCUGUUCUCAGUUCCCUCAAAGACCCAUCUACCAGACUCCGAAAGUUCCAACCAUUCGUUCCUUCAUCCACAGCACCUGGCUCCUCUGGAGACUCUCUGUCUAGCACACCCUCUAAGCUGCGCUCUGGGGUGGACAUGCCAUUGCUUGCCGCCUUUCGUGCUCACCACAUGACAUCUGGUUCUGGGACACUUGCCUCAACAAGACAAGGAUCAGGCUUGGGAGGCCAGCAUGGAAACAAUGGGACUGAGUCUGUGUCCAGUGAAGGGGGGACUAACGUCUUCCCUUUUGGUCCACACUCAUCCUCAGGUUCUCCCUCUUCUAGUACGGCACAACUUCACCCACAACCACAGUAUCAACAACCCUUUCGAUCCAGCACCCCACCCCUUUCGAAUCUCUUUCACCAAGCACCUGUAGGUGGAAGCACAGGAUCAGAACUAAGUGGAGGAGCAAUUGGAGCAUGUGGGGGUGCUACAGAUUGGUCUUCAGGAGGCGCAGCUGGAGGUUCUGUUGAAGGAGCCUCUGGUGGAGACUCUUCUUGGGCUGGAGAGGACUUCACAACUGGCGUAGCAGACAUUACUUCUAGCGAGCACUUUGACUUGAAAGGAGCGACUGAUGGAUCAUUACAUGGAAAUUYGGGGGAAAUACUGGGUGCAGGAUCAGAAAGCUCAGUGGGGGCUGCUUGUGGUCGGUUCAUAGGUGCAACAUCAGGAGCAUCAGGGKUGGGUGUCACUUGUGGUCUAAUGCAGGACAAAACCAAGCGAUUACUUGGAGAAACUUCUCGAGGGUCAAUUGAAAGAGUCUCCAGGGGAUCAAUGAGUGGGACUUCACGAGAAUCACUGCUACUGACAAACCCUGGGGGAUCAUUUGGGAAGACCAGCGACGGUUCAUUGGCAUCUGUUUUUGAUGGAGCCUGUGGGGGAACAUUUGGAGGRGUUUCUGUUGAAAUGUCAGUGGGGAACUCAACAGCAUUGUUUGGGAAGUCUUCCACUGGAUCAGCAAGUAGCCAUACAGGAGGAGCCUCAAAUGAGCCUGGAGAAACUGCAACAGGAGGAUAUACUGGUAGAAUGACAGGAUGUGCARUAGGAACCCAGGUGGCAUCAUCUUCAACUUUACCUGGUUUACCUUCAAGUGGAAUUACAACAGGACUUGUUGGGUCCUCUUUUUGUCAGAGUCCUUUAUCUACCAGUGCAUCCAACCUAAUGUCUAGUCAGAUUCUCCCGAACCAACCACAUCCCAAGUCACUUCAGCAGUUUGCUGGAGGAGGUAGGACUACCAGUGGCAUAAACCUCUUCCAAUCACCAUCACAAGGCUCACCAUCUUGUGUUAGGGGGCAACAAACUCAGUCGCCUGCUACUGGUUCCCCACCAUCCAUCAGCCACUUUAGCUUGGCAGGCCUUCAGUCUGGCAGCUUGCCUCACCAGAUGUCAAUGGAGAAGUCUGCAUUGGCUUCGUUGGCUCAGUAUGGCUCAGCAAACGCCUCUCCUUGCCUUACCCCAGUAGCACGGAGUCCUACAGUACAAAGUCCAGUGGCAGGCAGGACUUUUCAAUACAGCGAACCUUCAAGUAUUGCAGGAUCCCACAGUUCUUUGCUCAUGCCCCAGUCUCCUCUCCUUUCACAGCUUCCCAGCCUGCCACAAGCAUCAGGGAGAGAUUCUCCUUUAGCUCUAUUUUCUGAGGACCUAAAAAGUUUAUCCAGCUCACACCCAUCUUUACCCCAGGAGGUGGCCCAGGCCCUGAGCCACCAAACUACUUGCUCCUCUGUGGAAUAUUAUCCCUCACCAUUUUCCUCACCGACUCUUGUGCCCAAACCCUGUAGCUCAAUAUCGGGGCACAUGACUCCUCCAAAGCAGGAGUCGCCGGGGAACCCUCACCUGACUCAGUCCCCUAGAUCAUCUCCGGUACCUCCUCCACAGAGGGGCUCUGGUGCCUACCUGUCAGAUCUAGAAAUUCAAACUGCUCGUUCUAAACUUCCUUCCAAUUUGUGAGGAUCGAUCACACCCUCCUGUGCUCCCCUGAAAUGAAACACAACUAUCUGUACUCAUGAGAUUAUUUUAUGUUGUCAGACUUCAUUGUGUUCCAUCUCUCAUUUUACCAGRAUUUUUACAUCUACUGUGAAUUCAAGAUAUUUUACCAGGAAACUCAGAGSUGUAGGGUACUCCUCUUUUGUUUAAUUCAUUGUUCUUGUUGUUCAUAUAUGCUGUAUAUAGGCAGAAAUAUAUUAAACUCAUAGGCUAAUUAAGGGACGGGGAGGGUGUGAAAGUGAUCUCAAGGACAGUCAUUUUCUUUAUUUAUAAGACUAUGCCAAAUUCAUCACCAUUCAUACUAUUUGGAAAGUGAAUCAAUAGAAUACAUAAAAUUGUUUUUUUUAUUGCAGGAACCUAUGCACUAAAACCUGCAUGUAUAAAAGCUUUUGUGUGUUUUAAGAUUACUAUGAAAAUUUUUAGCUCAAAAGAUAUGAUUUGAGACUCAUCAACUCUUGUACCUUUCUGUUUAGGAUCACAUAUUGCUGAUCCUUAAAUGUAUUUAUUAGAUUGUUCUUAUUUAUCCUCUGUAUAAACUUUUCAAAACCUUGAACGAUGGAGACGACAUUUUAGGAUACCAAAAAGACUUUUUCUGUGGAAUAACUAUUCACCUCUCCAGGGCCCACGAUCCCUCUUUUAUACCACUUUGUUGUAUUCACGCUGGUAUUUGAAACAGAGGAAGAGGGGUUUGCUGAGCUACCCUCUCUCAGCGUUUCAACAUAAGAGUAUGCGAUGGACGACCUUUCUGCAGAGUCCUCCUCAACCAUAUUCUAACAAGCUCACCUUGUCUUCCAAGCUUGUGACACUUAAGUGUAUUAAGUUUGUAUUGUUUCUCUUCCAAGCCAUGCUCAGCUGUUAUAAUGUGUGAGUGCAGCAACAAGUGUGAUUAAGUUGAAUGCAAGGGAAGAGUUUUUCCAGACUGAUCAAAAGUAAGUUUGCCUUUUUUAAACAAAACUUAGGACUUCCAAUAACCAGUUUSUGUGAUGCAUUGCGUAGCAGUUGGACCGUAAAGAAAUACUUUUACAUUUGAUAGUAAUAAAGCCCAUCGGGGAAAGUGAUAAAGAUUACAAUGAAACUUGAUUUUUUUUCUCUCACUAUAUGGAACCGCACCGAGUUUGAAAACAACAUCUUCAUUAACCAAUGCAGUUUGUUAAAUCAGAAAUAUAGAAAUGCUGGACCAAAAAUAUUCAUUUGUCUUUGCACCACUUCCUCUGGUGUAGCUGCUUAAUGGUCAGMAUGAGUUUUUCUCCUUAGUAAAGACUAAUUAUGAGUUUGAGAUGCUGAAUGUAUGCAUGAUGCUUCCAAUGAGUACUGUAGGCAUGGUUGGUGCACUGAAGUCAAAUUGUCCCUAAGAGGGUUAAGAAACUGCUCUGUAACUGUUAAAAUUAUUGAUUCUAUAUUUUUAACAGACAAUAUCGUCAGCAGCCAUUUCUGUAUCCAUAACGUCCUUUAAAGACAUAAGUGCUAGUUGAGUAGUUCAUGAGAUAAUCUGGACAUGUUACUUUGAAAGCUGCCUGCAACAGCCCACUUGUUACUCCUGUAGUCCUUUAAGUGACACUGUACAUUUGUGCCACUUUAAAAAUUAAAAACUUUACACAUAAAUAUAUAUAUAGAUGUUGAAAUGAAGCCCUGGAUAAAUGGGAUAGCUAUGUAAGAUUUGAAUCACUUCUGAAUAACAUUCCAACCUGGACACUUGAUGAUUUCAUAAAUCUGUSAAAAAGCCAUAAUAAUUUUUGUAAGGCAAAGUAAACGUACCGGAAACUCAAGUUGCAAAAUAAAAUCUAAAUUCUGAAUAUUGGAUUUCUCUCUCUUGAGCAAUCUGAUCUGUUUAAGCUAGGAUUAUAUCUUUCCAUUUACCAAUUUUCACGGGUUAAGACUGUAAAAGAUGUAUUUAAAUUGGAUAUUUUCUGAUUUAAGUUAACUCAUUUGUAUCUCUGUACCGUUAAUUGCUUCAUGAACAUUGAUGAAUUUUGCUCCUUUUUUCCUCAGACUUCUUGAUAUCAGCUACAUCUACAGCCACGCAAAACUGAUUAAAUAAUUGGUGGUUAGCAUAUAUGUCAGUUAURGUCUUUUCACAAUAUAACAAAUAUUUCCAUUAUGCAUUAUUAAUGACAUUCAGACAUAUUUGGUAUAUGUUUUCCAUAAAAUCCUURGUUGUUUAGACACCGACACACAUUCUUUCAAGUGCGUACAUGCCUAGAGAUGUACGCACUUUCCACAUGGUCAGGAAAGUGCGUACAUCUCUAGGCAUCACUAAUCUCCCAAAGGAGCGGAGCAGAGUUAUGAUCUUCAUGUUCGUCUGUAGCUCAUCACCAAGACAGACCCAGGUUCCACUCAGACAGCUGAGUCCCAGACUCAGUCACAGCACUCAGCCGCAGGAGCCUAAUUUAACAAGACAUAUUUGUAAUCCCUUGACCCCCCACAAGCUAUCAGAGACUUCCACAUAGAGGUGGUGAUGCUGGUCCCUCAUUACAACUGUGUGAAGUCCCUUUAACAAGGUGCACCAGUGCUUGAAAUGACGUUUGUUUGCAAAUAUGCACAUGAGCAGCAGAUSUCACACUCACUGCUCCCUAUUAUACCCCAAAUGAGAAAAUAAUAUUGAAAGACAAAACACUGAACUUUUAAUGUUCUUGAAAUAUGCCUAAUUAUAUCUGUAAUUAGCACAUCUAUGGCCAACUGAUUCUCCACUGUCUAGUUGCAAUCAGUUUUGAGUGCAUAUAUAAGUACAUCAUUGGGUGUUGUAAACUCGGUAAUCCAAAUCAGAAUUUUUUUUUUUUUUUCACAGGCACUACAACUGUUUUUAAUGUUGUUAGGUGAGGGUAGGAUCAGUAAAAAGACACAUUUAAAUAAAGCUGUCAUUAGUAACCACAUUCUACACUGUCAUUUUAACAUUUCCUCAAUAAUGCUAUGAAACACAACCGAGUAACAUCUCAUAUCACAUGUGCAAUAAGAUGAGUCGCUGUGUCUUGACCUUUUARAUAAGUCAAAAAGUGAAGUGUAGACUAUCAGCAGCUGACAUUCUACACAAAAUCUAACAUGCAACAUUUCACCCUUUAACAAUUUUACAUGAUUGUAUUCCCAAAGAUAGAACCCCUGAAAACUGUUUCACUUACCUCUCGUGGAUGUAACAUCUUGUAUAUGUAAUAAGAAAUUCAAGGCAAAUUUGGUGAGAAUUACGAGAUGCAUUGAGCUCUGCAAUUGGAAAUKAAGUGAUCUGAAAAUCACAGAUCAUAUGACAACUUUCAAAGCCUCCAUUCACAUACACUUCCUUUAUCCAUCCACCAACUAUGACCUUACUAACAUAUUGCAAGGAGCUUGAAAGAAUGUCUUCACUCUGACAUGUUCAAGAAAUUAUGUAGUUGGACGUUCAGCUACAGGAGGAACAGGCAACAGCCAGGUACUCCAUGGGGUGCUUGUGCUGAUGGGCUUCUUUUGGAAUGUUGCCUUUUUCCUUGUGAUUGUCCCUGAGUGCAUCUGAGGGGSUGGGUUCAGUUUGCUGCUGAUUGGAAGGAUAUGAGGUUGGGCUUUGUUCAUCRUCACGUAGCAAUCAGUCAGUGUUUGGGAUGUUUGUCUGUGACUAUUAUUUCCCCCCUACCUGCCUCGCUCCUGUGUUGAAGCUGGAUUCUUUAAAAGGUGGAUAGAAGUCACAGCUAAAAUGUUUAUCGAACAGGGACUGACUAAUUAGCCAGAACGUCAUUGAGUUUUAUUUAGAUUUUACMAAMACAGAGUCCCACAUAAUUAUAAGGUGAAAUGAAACUUUUUCUAAAUUAUUUUCAAAUCAAAAUCUGACUAGUGUGGUGUACAUUUGUAUUCACUUCCCCCUCUUACCACUAGAUGGAAUCAAGUGCAACCAGUCAUCUUCUGAAGUCACCUUAUUUGUAAAUAGAUUCCUUCCUGURUCYGUAUGGAUAAGUUGCAGUCAGUAGGAAGGUUGAGUUGACACAAAAAUAUGUUAAUGAGAGAGACAAUGAAGACYGCAGGAUGCAAGUGUGUAAGAGGAACUGACCCAACCUCAGUCUCARUCAAACAAACAUGUUUGCAAACUCACGUUCCAGUUAUUGAAUUAAAAGUAUAGGCUGGGAUGAGACAUAAUGAUCACUAUACAUCAUCAUUAAUGUAUUAAAGUUUCAAUCAUCAUAACCAAAACAGCAGUGGGUGUAAUGCAAACCAUCAACUAACUAAUGUGAUGACACGAUGAAAAAGUCAGGUACCUCUGUAAAGAAAUAACAUU
Molecule: messenger RNA, 8910 nt
Organism: Poecilia reticulata (guppy)
Lineage: Eukaryota; Metazoa; Chordata; Actinopteri; Cyprinodontiformes; Poeciliidae
Gene: hcn4
Product: hyperpolarization activated cyclic nucleotide-gated potassium channel 4
Biological process (GO): regulation of membrane depolarization; sodium ion transmembrane transport; potassium ion transmembrane transport
Cellular component (GO): membrane; HCN channel complex; axon
Molecular function (GO): voltage-gated potassium channel activity
Source: RefSeq, a predicted model, not a curated record